Molecule: messenger RNA, 3715 nt
Organism: Syngnathus typhle (broad-nosed pipefish)
Lineage: Eukaryota; Metazoa; Chordata; Actinopteri; Syngnathiformes; Syngnathidae
Gene: prkcz
Product: protein kinase C, zeta
Exons: 18
Coding region: 181-1983 (600 amino acids)
Biological process (GO): protein phosphorylation
Molecular function (GO): protein binding; protein serine/threonine kinase activity; ATP binding
Source: RefSeq, a predicted model, not a curated record
UCUUUUCAGAAAACUUGACUUCGACGCCUCCGAAUGUUAUCUGUACUAAAGAAACUUACAAGUCGUACACGAAGUUUACUUUCCAGUGUGUCGCGGACAGAACGGAUAUUAAUCGUCGCAAUCUACCGGGCGAUGUUUCAGAACCGAUAGCGAUUAGAUUGCCCAUUACAGAACUAUACAAUGCAUAUGAUUGCCUCAAACGGAUCCGCAACGGACCUGGGGUCGGAGUCGGUGAAAGUUAAAGCGCAUUACUGCGGAGACAUGUUGAUCACAGACCUGGCUGCCACUUUAACUUUUGUGGAGCUUUGUGAGGAGGUGAGAGCCAUGUGCAGCCUUACCCAACAACAGCCCAUCACACUCAAGUGGAUUGAUGAUGAAGGAGACCCUUGCACGAUCUCAUCUCCGCUGGAGCUUGAGGAAGCAUUUCGUAUUUAUAAUCGAAGCAAAAGAUCUGGACUGCUGUUGCAUGUUUUCCCGAGUAUUCCGGAGCAACCAGGAAUGCCGUGCCCCGGAGAGGACAAAUCGAUCUAUCGUCGAGGAGCCAGACGAUGGAGGAAACUCUACCAGGUCAAAGGGCACCGCUUUCAGGCCAAGCGCUUUAACACGAAAGCCUACUGUGGCCUCUGCAGCGAAAGGAUAUGGGGGCUUGGCGGGCAAGGCUACAAGUGUAUCAACUGCAAACUGCUGGUCCAUAAGCGCUGCCACAGACUCAUCCCUCAGACCUGCCAAAGGCUUAUGGAUCCAGCUAUGCCAUCUCAGGAGCCCCCUUCAGAUGCAAAGAGUGAAGAGGUGGACCUUCCACUAGAUGACACAGAGGACAGAGAUGGAAGACUGUAUUUACCACACAAUUGUACAGUGGACAAAAUUGAAGAGACAGAUGUGGAGGACAUUAAAUCAGUGGUGGACGGAAUCGACGGUAUCAAGCUGUCUCAAGGCCUUGUUUUGGGGUUAGGAGACUUCGACUUGAUCCGAGUUAUUGGGCGCGGCAGUUACGCUAAGGUGCUGCUGGUCCGCUUAAAGAAGAAUGAUCAGGUUUAUGCCAUGAAGGUGGUGAAGAAGGAGCUGGUUCAUGACGAUGAGGAUAUUGACUGGGUGCAGACCGAGAAGCACGUGUUUGAGCAAGCCUCCACAAAUCCUUUCUUGGUGGGCCUCCACUCUUGUUUCCAGACAGAAAGUCGGUUAUUUCUUGUGAUUGAAUACGUGAACGGUGGGGACUUAAUGUUCCAUAUGCAACGUCAAAGAAAGCUUCCUGAAGAGCAUGCGAGAUUUUAUGCUGCUGAAAUCUGCAUCGCUCUAAACUUCCUGCAUGAGAAAGGUAUCAUCUACCGAGACCUGAAGCUGGACAAUGUUCUUUUAGACCAAGACGGCCACAUCAAGCUCACAGACUAUGGCAUGUGUAAGGAGGGGAUCAGACCAGGUGACACAACCAGUACUUUCUGCGGAACACCCAACUACAUUGCGCCAGAAAUCCUAAGGGGAGAAGAUUAUGGCUUCAGCGUAGACUGGUGGGCUCUAGGCGUGCUGAUGUUUGAGAUGAUGGCCGGGAGGUCCCCGUUUGACAUCAUCACCGACAAUCCUGACAUGAACACUGAGGAGUACCUCUUUCAAGUUAUUCUUGAGAAGCCUAUUCGCAUCCCAAGGUCUUUGUCAGUGAAAGCUGCCAGCGUGCUCAAAGGGUUUCUGAACAAGGAUCCGAAGGAGCGGCUGGGUUGCCAGGUCCAGACAGGCUUCACGGAUAUCAAGUCACACACAUUUUUCCGCAGUAUAGACUGGGAACAGCUGGAAAAGAAGGAGAUGACGCCGCCCUUCAAACCUCAAAUCUCAGAUGACUACGGCCUUGAAAAUUUUGACACGCAAUUCACUAAUGAGCCGGUACAACUAACACCAGAUGAUGAGAGUGUCAUCAAGAGAAUAGACCAAUCAGAGUUUGAGGGCUUUGAAUACAUCAACCCACUGCUGCUUUCCACUGAAGAGUCUGUAUGAAGAAGUCAAGGUGUUCCAUCUGGGCUCCUCCUCCAGUGCGUCCGAGCCGCCGUUUCGGCCAAAAGACACCCUGAGGACGAAGGGGAAAUGUUCCUUCCCGCACUACUGGGAUUCCUAAUGUUCUGCAAGAACAACUGGCUCCAUUCCAUUCGGAUAUGUCGUCUUAGCCUUCUUUAUUCCUUUCUGUCCGUUUCAUUCCUCUCAAGCCCCAGAAUGUGUCCAAUUCUUUGAAGAACUGGCUGGUUCCGUGCCUGACAUCCUUUUAUUCCGUCGCACAUUUCUGGAUGAACCACAGCUUCUGUGAAGGACUUGAACAUUUGACAUACACUUUAUUGGUAAUUUGAUGUUAUUUUUAAUCUCAAUAGGAGGGAGGUGCGGUCGACUCAUUUAAAAUAAGAAUGUAUAAUGAUGAAUGAAAAUUUAAGUUAUUGUGUACGAUCACGUAGGUAGUCAAUCCAAAUUUGACGAUGCCUUUUUAUUGAUGCAAGUGCCCCCCCGUUUUGCCCAUAACAACUAGUCGAAUUUUGCUUUUUUAUUUUUAUUUAAGAAGUGCCUCACAGAGCAAACAAAUUCCUGUCUGAUUGCACUUAUGACCCACUUCAGAAUACAGUAGUGUGUACUUUGCCCGGGUUCUUUUUAGAGCACAGCAAACUGAGGCAAUUGUUUUGUUUUGGCAUCAAUGAAUUCCGAAGCACACAUGCAGCGUUGCCAAACCCGACAUCGGAAAUGACUUGAGCCACCCGAUAUCGAUUAGUGAGAAAUUUUCCUUCUUUGCACAUUUCAUUACAGGGUGAAGUGAGUGGGAAAUUUGACAAGCAAAUCUGAGUUUGUGUCACAAGCAAGGAGAUGUUGCAGAGGCUGCAUCGUUUGGACCAGUGGUUCUCAAUCGUUGGGACCCGCGUUUAACUUAUUGUUGCAAAGUGUUUCACUAGCCACUGACAUCAUUUUAAAAAAUUGUAUUUUUGUAUUAUAUUAAUUUGUAAAAAGAAGCGCACCACGUGAUUAACUGCAUGUAUAAAAAUGAAUAAAAUUAAACAAAAUGUCAAAAUGUCACUUAGCACUUUUUUUUAGCGACGUGAAUAUUUUGCAUUUUUAUUAAAUGCUAAGUUUGAUCAGUCCUGAUGAUUGUGCUAUAAAAACACAAAAGGCAUUUGCUUGGGCUCCAUCCGACGAUGUUUAAACUCUAGUGACGGUUGUUUUUGUCGCAUUUGUUUUUUUAUGUGCUGCAGUGAUGUUCACAAUCGCAAAUUAUGACCCCCCCAAUCGUUUUUUUUUACUUGCUGUCCACAACCCAACCAUGAUGGGUCCCAACCCACCAGUUAAGAAUCACUGGUUUAGAUUGCAAAGCUUGGUACACACCUACGAACAAUCUGUCUUCAUUUGAGCAUUUCUCAGCAAAGGCUCAGUUGUCUUGAAAAAAAUUCUCCUGCCAGAUUAUCUCGUGGUGUGUUUUGGAGUUUAAAAACGAGUAUGUGUGUACCCUGCUUAAGAUGUCCCUCCAUAAGCUUGUGGCAACCUUCGUUUAUUGAACACUCAACAGCACAAAUACAGAAUGCAGAAGGUCAUUUGUGUGUACAAGAUUGUAGUUGAGUGAUAAUGUUUCAAAUGUUCACCGCUAUGUCAUUGUGCUCAUUAGGUACAGAAUUAGCACAUAUUUAGUUGGUGGUGUCAGAAAUCAGCACUAUUAUUUCAAUGGAAUAAAUCAUCCUUUGUUGGUCACUGUUUUUAAAUA